AUGUUCAUUACUAUUCACUCCUUAAUUGCUUCUGUGUCUCUAACAGCUUUGGGAUCCCAGAACACAACAACACAUUUUGUGACUGAGUUUGUCCUCCUGGGUUUCCCUGGUCCAAGGGAGAUGCAGAACUUCUUCUUCUCGUUAAUCCUGGUAGUCUAUCUGCUGACGCUGCUGGGGAAUGGGGCUAUUGUCUGUGCCGUCAAAUGGGACAGGCAGCUCCACACGCCCAUGUACCUCUUCUUGGGAAACUUUGCCUUCCUAGAGAUGUGGUAUGUUUCCACCACUAUUCCAAACAUGUUGGCUAACAUCCUCUCUGAUACCAAGACCAUCUCCUUCACUGGCUGCUUCCUUCAAUUCUAUUUCUUUUUCUCACUGGGCACAGCAGAGUGUUUCUUCUUAUCAGUUAUGGCUUAUGAUAGGUACCUGGCCAUCUGCCGCCCACUCCAUUACCCCUCCAUCAUGACUGGGAAGUUUUGUCUGAUCCUGGUCUGUGUUUGCUGGGUGAGUGGAUUUCUUUGCCAUCCAGUCUCCAUUGUCCUUAUCUCCCAACUUUCCUUCUGUGGACCCAACAUCAUCGAUCACUUUGUGUGUGACCCAGGCCCAUUGUUUCCACUCGUCUGCAUCCCUGUUCCUUCUACUGAGCUUAUCUGCUACACAGUCACCUCAAUAAACAUCUUUGGACCCUUCCUUUUCAUCUUGGGAUCUUAUAUUCUGGUACUCAGAGCUGUGUUUCGUGUUCCCUCUGGUGCUGGUCGAACUAACACCCUUUUUAUUCAGAUUUUUAUUAUCCCACAUCUUUCUUUAAGGUUAUUUGAAAUUUUCAAACAAUGUGAUAUUGUUUUUUUUGUCACUUUGGUAUACUCAGUUGUGACUCCGCUCUUAAAUCCCCUUAUCUAUAGCCUCCGAAACAAAGACAUGAAAGAUGCCCUAAGGAGAGUUCUGGGAUUAGGAAUUAACCAAAACUGA
Messenger RNA from Pteropus alecto (black flying fox), 966 nucleotides. RefSeq names its product olfactory receptor 11H6. The record is from RefSeq and is a predicted model, not a curated record. Bases 1 to 966 code for a protein of 321 amino acids. NCBI's taxonomy places the organism in Eukaryota, Metazoa, Chordata, Mammalia, Chiroptera, Pteropodidae. The transcript has a single exon. Gene Ontology annotation, molecular function: G protein-coupled receptor activity; olfactory receptor activity. Gene Ontology annotation, biological process: G protein-coupled receptor signaling pathway. Gene Ontology annotation, cellular component: membrane.